AUGAAUAAUGACUUAGAAAGAUUCAUCUCAUUCACUGAAAGAGAAGGUUUUUUUAGCAGUCAAAUACUUAAAAGCAAUUUAUAUCCAGAAGAACUAUUUGGAUAUCAUGAAUUACUUGAAUUAUGUUGUUAUCAUGGAGCAGUUGAUUGUUUCAAAUUCUUAAGAACGAAAUUUAACUCAAAAAUCACUCAAAAAUGUCUAGAGUUUUCAUUUUUAGGAGGAAAUCCAGAGAUCAUGAGUGAAUGUCUCAAAUAUCAAAAACCAAAUGAAGAAUGCAUGAGAUAUGCAAUUAUUUCACAUAACAUUGAUUUUGUUACAUUCUUGAUGAAUGAACACAAUAUAAAGAUUGAAUUAAAUUAUUGUACACUAUACAAUAAUCUUGAAUCCUUUUUGGUUUAUUUCGAUCGGACUAAUGAUAUUAACAGAUGCUUUGUAUUUUCAAUUACUUUUAAUAUCCAAUCCCUUUUGGAAUAUUUAAUUUCACUUGGUGCGAAUGUCAAUAAUUAUGGUGCGUCCGCACUUCAUUCAGCAGUAACGAAAAAUAAUACAGAAGCUGCUGAAUUUCUUAUAACGCAUGGUGUGAAUAUCAACCAAAAAAAUUCUAAAGGAUAUACAGCUCUUCAAUGGGCAGUAUAG
This is a messenger RNA of Trichomonas vaginalis G3, 636 nucleotides long. Its product is annotated as protein of unknown function (DUF3447). Bases 1 to 636 code for a protein of 211 amino acids. The record is from RefSeq and is a predicted model, not a curated record. The transcript has a single exon. NCBI's taxonomy places the organism in Eukaryota, Parabasalia, Trichomonadida, Trichomonadidae. Gene Ontology annotation, molecular function: protein binding.